CAGCCUUGGAAGAAUCCAAUAACACCGAGAGGGUUAUUGUCGUCUACGUUGGAAAGCGUAGCAGCAUUUUACAAGUCCCCUUUUUACAAUUUAAGCCGACUCAUUUCCUCUGAAUAAUCACGCGAAUGAUUCGGAAAAAGUAAGCCGUGAUUUUCUUUCGCGGAGAUGCGUGAAGCUAAUCGUGGAAUCAUCCGCUGAUACUGUUGACAAGUUGAACGAGUGUGCUGCUGCUGCUGCUGCUGCCGUCCCUACAACUCACUCACAGAGAGCAGACAGCUGCUGUAUCGAGCAGAGGUUCUUGGGAGGAGAGCUCCAGUUCCAGUCAGCCCUCUCUAACAGCCUUAACCCUCACGUCCACACGCAUCCCGACUGAUUGCUCAGCUGACAUCAAAGGACUUGGAACCUGAGUGCAACUGAGGAUAUUCUUCUGACUCUCUUGCUGCUGGUUCAUUCAGGAAGGUUCCUCACAUCCAGAGUCACUUCAAAGAACAAAGACGAGGAAAAAAAUAAGGGUCGGCUCUCGCUCACUCGCUCCUUCUUUGCCUCCCGCUGGGCACAUCUCCUCCGGUCUGUCCUUAUAGGGGGAUGUCUGUCCUCUAACUGCCUCUCUCUCCACUAACUGCUAGCAUAUAAUUUUGGGUGCUGCCAUGGAAGAAUAUGACGUGCCGUCAGCCGCCAGUAUCCUGGCAUCAGUCAAAGAGCAGGAGGCGCGCUUCGAGCGCCUGACCAGGGCCCUUGAAGAGGAACGCCGCAAUGUCUCCUUACAGCUGGAACGCGGCAGUCUGCCCUCUGAUCGACUGGUGGGCGGCACCACAGGCGGGAACAACCAACCGCUGGCCUGGCAACAGAUGGUCAUGCAGGAGCAGAGUCCCAGUAACCAGACAUCACUGGCCAUGAUGCAAGAGCCCCAGGAGGUUGUGGAGGAGACUGUAACUAUAGAGGAAGACCCUGGAACACCCACCUCUCAUGUUUCUGUGGUUACCUCAGAGGAUGGGACUACGCGCCGCACAGAGACUAAGGACAAUGUGACUAAUUUGAAGGUGACCAAGGUGGUUAAAACCAUCACACGCCGAACCUUCCAGCCAGUGAUCCUGACAGAAUCCAAACCAUCUACUCCUGCACCUCCAUCUACACCAACACCAUCUGAAACUAAACCAGUCACUAAAAUGGUGAAGACAGUGACAACACGGACAGUUCGACAGGUGCCGCUGGGUCCAGAUGGCCUUCCUCUUCCAGAGGGCUCAUCUCCACUGGGAAGCUACACUGACUCCAUUGAUCGGCGCUACAUGAAAAACGGCGAACGCUUCAUCACACCCCAGGCCACUUCCACCCUCACACGCUCAUAUAACAAUUACAGCGACUCCUACAAUGACACUCCAGAAAGUCAGUUUCGCCAUUACGCCCUUCACGAUGGAUACGGAGACGUAGCCGACAACUACGGAAGUCUGUCUCGUGGGGUCAAUUACAGGCCCUAUCGCCCCUACAUGCCCACCGGUGGAUACCGGCCAGAGAACAGCUACACUCUCCCCAUUCGCAAGGACGACUAUGGCCAUGUGGCCCAGCCUCAAGUCCCAAUGGGAAGUAGCACUGUGGAUCUCAAUCGUUCUCAGCCUGAGCGCUUUCAACCCGAACCCUACGGACUGGAAGAUGACCGCCGCAGUCUAGGCCCAGAUGACGAAGAGACGUAUGACCUAGAGCCCGAUUAUUCCACAGCUAACCGCCGCACACUGCCCGGACGUACCAUUCGAGAGCCAUUGCGCAACGGCCCCCGUGUGAGAGGCUACGAGGACCCCAUUGAGGCUGAAUUAAUUGAUGAAAGACACCCCUACAUCCAUGGCAUGUACCCAGCACCUCUUGCCCAGCCUGAGAGAGGUAGCUUGGCCAGUCUAGAUCGCAUGGGCGGCCGUCGCUCCCCCUCGAUUGACAGCAUCCGCAAAGACCCUCGGUGGAGGGACCCUGACCUGCCUGAGGUCAUCGCCAUGCUAGGCCACCCCAUCGAUCCAGUCAAAUCCAAUGCAGCGGCCUACCUGCAGCAUCUCUGCUAUGAAAAUGACAAGAUAAAGAAGGAUGUCAGGCAGCUGAAGGGGAUCCCAGUGCUGGUGGGUUUGCUGGACCACCCUAAAGCUGAAGUCCAUCGCAAGGCCUGCGGAGCUUUGAGAAACAUCUCUUACGGCAAGGACCACGAUAACAAGGUGGCCAUCAAGAGCUGUGACGGGAUUCCUGCUCUCAUCCGUCUGCUGAGGAAAACCAAUGACAUGGAAGUUCGGGAGCUUAUCACAGGAACACUUUGGAAUUUGUCGUCCUAUGAGCCACUGAAGAUGGUGAUAAUUAACCACGGGCUUCAGACGAUGACUAACGAGGUUAUUAUCCCUCAUUCGGGCUGGGAACACGAGCCAAAUGAGGACUCAAAGCCACGAGAUGCAGAGUGGACCACCGUCUUCAAGAACACAUCAGGAUGUCUAAGGAAUGUGAGCUCAGACGGUGCAGAGGCGCGCAGACGGUUGAGAGAGUGUGAGGGGCUGGUAGAUGCCUUGCUGCAUGCUCUGCAGUCGGCUGUGGGAAAGAAGGACAUGGACAACAAAUCUGUGGAGAAUUGUGUUUGCAUCAUGAGGAACCUGUCUUACCACGUGCACAAGGAGGUUCCAGGGGCUGAGAAGUUCCAGGACCCCUCGGCUCUUCAGGGCCCUGGCUCUGCUGGCACUCAGAGGAAGAAGAAAGAUGACGCAGGCUGCUUCGGAGGAAAGAAGGCCAAAGAGGAAUGGUUUAAUCAAGGGAGGAAAAACGGAGAGCAUGACAAAAACUAUGACACGUUGGACCUACCCAAGCGCACAGAACCUACUAAAGGUUUUGAGUUACUGUAUCAGCCGGAGGUGGUCCGACUCUACCUGUCCCUGCUUACAGAAAGCCAGAACUACAACACGCUAGAAGCAGCAGCCGGGGCUCUACAGAACCUCAGCGCUGGACAGUGGACAUGGUCGAACUAUAUCCGGGCAACUGUGCGUAAGGAGAAAGGGCUGCCAAUUCUCGUCGAGCUCUUGCGCUCGGACUCAGACAAGGUGGUGCGAGCUGUGGCCAUCGCUCUGAGGAACCUGUCCAUCGACCGCCGCAACAAAGACCUGAUAGGGAGUUACGCCAUGAGGGACUUGGUCAGCAACUUGCCCAGCGGACAGCAGCGGCCAGCCAAGAACCUGGAGGAAGACACAGUAGUGGCCAUCCUCAACACCAUCCAUGAAAUCAUCACUGACAGCUCUGAGAAUGCCCGCUCUCUCAUUACCGCUCAGGCAAUCGACAAACUAGUUGCCAUCAACAGGACCAGCCAGUCAGCAAGGGAGACCAAAGCUGCUUCCCAUGUACUACAGACGGUUUGGAGCUAUAAGGAGCUGAGAAACACCCUCACCAAGGAUGGCUGGAAUAAAACACACUUCCAGCCGAUAGCAACUGGCACUCCCAAAGGAUCCAAGAGCUGCAAGCCUGGCUACGACGAUACUACACUUCCCUUGAUGGAGAAGAACCAAGGCAACAGAGGGUGUAGCGGUGGGGAUAUGAUACCUAUGGACGAACUCGGUCCAGAUGGCUAUUCGACGAUUGACCAGAGAGACAAAGACUCCAAGUACAAGAGCAGCGACGGUUCGUCGGAUCUGCAGGAGCGGGAGCCGUUAAAGAAUGACACAAAUAGGAAACACUAUAUCAGGAGCAACAGGCCAACUGUCAGUCUGGUGGAUGCUUGUGAUGUUAAACCUCAGCCUGUUGACUCCUGGGUCUAAAUGCAUGCAUGGCUUAGCUAGCAACAGCGCCACAUCUUACCACACAAGGAUUUCACAAGUCACCACUGCCAUUAACCGCAGAGCUCACCGUGAUGUGGACUCAUCUGAAGACUUUUGCCUAAAAGAGCGAAGAGAAAAAUGCAAACUUUCAUUCAACAGCCGAUACUUUGAGAUUCUCAACAAGUGAAAAGAAAAAAAAAAAAAAAAAAACUUCUCAUGUGUACAUUCCCACUGGACGUAGUGUACCCAGAACUGAGGAUUUGCUGUCAUGGAGAAGGAAUGAUGGAUUGAUUCGAGUGUACAGGAAGUGCUGUCAUGGACGUGGACGUGUGCUGGAAAGAAUUGGAUCGAGGGGUAAAAGGAAAUAAGAAAAAACUAUUUUUGUGUCAAAAACAAAAAAUAUAAUUUUUGCCUAUAUUAUUUUGUUGUAUGUUCCUGCCUGAUUACUGUUUGUUUUGUGGAUUUGUUUUCCCCGGAAGUGCAGUGAAUUGUGUUUUUUUUUGUUUUUUUUUUGUUUUUGUUUCGUUUCGUUUGUUUGGUUUUUUUUGGUAGCAUUUUAAUGAAAGUUUGGGUUUUUCUAAAGGAGUUGAGGACACUUGUGAAAGGAAGAAAAAGAAUGUUUUUUUUUGUUGUUGUUGAUGUUCAUUACAACGGUGUGGGGGCACAUACAAAGUCUGGGUGGGGGGUGGGUGGGGUCUAUAUUGAACUGCACGCUUUGGCAAUUUCUGUGUGCUGGCUUUAUAAAGCAACUUUAAAGACAUAUUAUCACUGUGUUUGUUUCUUCUAACUGAGUACUGUUGUUGAAAAGCAGGGAUUUACCCUGCACAGUGACAUCUGCUCAUAGCGGAGCCGAAAGAAGGAGAGCUGCUAUGCUUUCGGCCGGAUUUGGUCUGCUGAUCCCAUAUUCCCUUUGACAUGUCGAGCUGCAGAGGCAUGCUGGGUAACACUGGCACUUACCAGCUAUUGCUUUGGUUUAUUUAAUAAGGGGUAAUGAGAAAACAAAAAUCUAUUUGUUAAUAUGUAGAUUGUGGUAUGAGGGAUAGUAGGAGGAUUCACUCGCUCCUGUUGUCAUAAAAGUAGAUUUUAAAAGCAUUUUAUAUUUUUGUUGUUUUAUAAAUGUAUAUUAGGUUACAAAUAUUAAAAAAAAGAGGGCAAAAAGGUCACAAUCGUCUUUAUAACAUUGAUAGAUGUGAAUCCAUAACAGUUUGUUCAGAGCACAUUCAGUAUUCCGUACAUAAAGCAUGGCCAUGUUUGUAUAAAAAUGAUUAAUAAUAUAAUAAACAGAUCAUUGCUUUAGUUAAAUGUGUAUCAAAGGCUGUAGAGUCAUUGUCUAUUUAUAUUUUAUACUUUUUACAUCUUUUGUUAAAUGGAAGCAUUUAUUUUCAUUGUUCCUAAUUCAGUUGGAAAACAUGUUCAAAAUGAUCAGACUUUAAAGAAUUAAUUUCAGAAGGGGAAGCAGGGAUAGAUACUUCCUUCAUAAAAUACUUCAUAAAAGCCAAAACCUUCACGUCCAAAAUGCGUCUCUUAAGUAUGACAAAAAAAGCAUGACUAAUUUGUAAUGUUUUUAUUCAUUCAGUUUGUAUAUUAAAUUGUGAACACUCAAAUGUUCCCACUGUCAGUGUAAAGCCAUUCUGUGUCUCAUAUAAUUGACAUACUAAGUAGACCGACGAAUCUUUUUAUUCAGUUUCCUUGUAAUGUGAAAUAUGCAGCAAACACUCGCUUUAUCAUCUUAUUUCUGUCACGUGACUCUAUAUAUAACUCUCUAUAGCAAGGUUUUUUUUCCAUAGUGUUUUAACAGAGACUCCUAAUAACAGAAAAACAGUGUAAUGAUUAAAUUUUUAAACAGGAAAUGUUGUGUACGUUCACAUCGAGAUCUUUAGCCUUGUGUAGGUUCAUUAUUAAUAUUUGACUGUCUGUUCCUGACUGCCUUUUUGCAGAAAACAACCAAAGGAUUUUGGUACCGUGUAGUACAAGAGGUUCCCAGAGUGUGAAUUUGCAUCAGAUUGUAUAUUUAUAGGAAAAAAAUGAUGUUGAAACGGAUUCAAGAGAAACCUACCUUUGUAGAUAUCACUAAUUCAAAGCAUCAAAACUCAGUACGUGUACAACUUGGUAGCAAAUGUGUUUGUAACUAUCAUGUGCCUUAACCUUUUUCCAUGUUAGAUGAAAAUAAGUGUGUUUUAUAUGUUUUAUUGGUCCCUAACUGCUCUCUCUCUCUCUCUCUCUCUCUCUCUUCUCUCUCUGUCUCUGACACACACACACACACACACACACACACACUCCUCUCUCUCUGGCUCCUCCCACUUUCACUCAUUCUGUGUUCUCAAUAGUCUAGACUGGUGGUGGGUUUUGCCUUGUAUUACAUUGUAUUAUAAACUUUUAAAAGAUAGACACAUUAAAAGGGUUUGAUUAUAUAGUUGUUAAUGCUUUCCUAGCACUCAAGAACAAUGCCACAGUGACCGAAUGUAUUGUUAAUUUUACUAAUACCCAGAAGAGAGAAUUGCUCUUGUUAAAGAUAAAUACAGGUUUGUAGAGUAUCACUUUGGUGUGUUUUCAAUAAAUCAUGCCUGAAAAGAG
Molecule: messenger RNA, 6338 nt
Organism: Puntigrus tetrazona (Sumatra barb)
Lineage: Eukaryota; Metazoa; Chordata; Actinopteri; Cypriniformes; Cyprinidae
Gene: arvcfb
Product: ARVCF delta catenin family member b
Exons: 24
Coding region: 648-3764 (1038 amino acids)
Biological process (GO): cell-cell junction assembly; cell-cell adhesion
Cellular component (GO): plasma membrane; cytoplasm; nucleus
Molecular function (GO): cadherin binding
Source: RefSeq, a predicted model, not a curated record